UCCACGAAAUUUCCUUCUACUUUCGUGGACAAGAGAGGGGGUCAGGGGAGCAUUUGUCAAUUGUUGGUGAGACUGAAAUUGCUGGUUUUAAUGGGUUAACGAGUUGAUGAGGAAGACUCCGCCUUACUUUCCACGAAAUCAACCUUAAUUUACUUUUGCGGACGCGAGGGGAAAUUUUGCAGAGCGGGGAGAGAGAGAAAGAGAGCAUUUCUAGAUAAUGGAGGGCUUGUAUUGGUGAAGCUGGUUGCCUCUUGUAAUGGCAGGCCUAUCCCCAUCCGUACCUUCUCUUAUCAACAGCUCAUCUUGGCAACCAAUGACUUUGAUCAUCGCCUAAUUCUACAUGAAGACUCGGGGUUUCAAAUGUCCAAGGGUUCUUUUGAAGGCCGAAUACUUUUCAUUAAGAGUUAUAAUAGAAAGAUGUCCUCCGCAAAGGACUGGGCCCUAACGGAUAUAGCUAUUUCUGCAAAGACAAGCACUCACAAAAAUGUUCUAAAACUGGUAGGAUGUUGUCUCGAGACUUCGAUUCCGACUAUAGUGUAUGAAUAUGCUCAAAAUGGAGUCCUUGCCGAUCGAAUUUUGUUAAAAAUCAUAAGACAGAUUGCUCAUGUAACUGUAUAUCUCAACACAACAUUCUCCAGACCCAUCAUCCAUACGAAUAUAACGUCGAGAAAUAUAUUCUUAGACCAGCAUGAUGUUCCCAAACUUGCAGAUUUUUCACUUUGCAUUUCAAUUCCAGAGGGUGAAAUUCAUGUGGUAACUGAUCACGUGAUCGGGACUUUGGGUUUCUUGUGCCCUAGCUAUUUGAAUACGAACACGAUAACAGAGAAAACUGAUGUCUAUAGCUUUAGUAUGGUUCUAUUACAAAUUUUAACUGGACAGGAUUAUUAUGGUCUACAUACAUUAGCUUCUAAAAACAUUGACAUGUUGAGGAAUAAUCCUCUUGAAGACCAUGAGAAGUUGAUGGAUUCUUUGAGAAACCGUGCUCUAAAUGAGAUUGUGGAUCCUGCAAUUCUGAAGGAGGAAGGAGGAGCUAGUUUGGAGCCGCAAUUGCAAGCUGUGUUGGACCUUGCUCUAACAUGCACAGAGUACUAUCCAGAGAUAAGGCCGACGAUGGUGGAUGUUAUCAAAAAACUCAGGCAGAUUGAAAGGUCCAUCGCAUGAUUUUUUUUCUCACUUGAUUUGUUGAUGUUAUAAUUGAUUUUGAGCCUAUUUUGCUUGAAAUCUAAGU
Alnus glutinosa is the source of this 1228-nucleotide messenger RNA. Its product is annotated as non-functional pseudokinase ZRK2-like. Lineage: Eukaryota; Viridiplantae; Streptophyta; Magnoliopsida; Fagales; Betulaceae. Gene Ontology annotation, molecular function: ATP binding; protein serine/threonine kinase activity. The transcript is spliced from 2 exons. Gene Ontology annotation, biological process: cell surface receptor signaling pathway; protein phosphorylation. The record is from RefSeq and is a predicted model, not a curated record. Gene Ontology annotation, cellular component: plasma membrane. Bases 361 to 1161 code for a protein of 266 amino acids.